This is a messenger RNA of Closterium sp. Naga37s-1, 2532 nucleotides long. NCBI's taxonomy places the organism in Eukaryota, Viridiplantae, Streptophyta, Zygnematophyceae, Desmidiales, Closteriaceae. The record is from the annotation of a GenBank genome assembly.
AUGGACGCGUAUUAUCUGGAAAACCCGAUGCUGGAUCAGGUGCUUCCAACCAAGAAAUUCAGCAUCGGGAGCGCUGCCGCGUUGAGUACGAACGCCGAUAACUCGCUCAUUAUGAAGUUCUCGCGGUCAGUGAAGGAUGGCAAUGUGAAGGUGCUGCGCAAGGGAGUCAACUACAUGAUCUGGGCCUACUCGGGCAGCUCUCAGACCCUCGCCCAGCACCCUAUGAGUAACAUGGGAUCCCAGGCGAUAGACUACAGCUGCCCUUCUUCCACCGGCAGCGGUGGCGGCAGCACGGGAAGCACCGGCAACACUGGCAACACCGGCAACACCGGCAACACUGGAAACACCGGCAACACCGGCAACACCGGCAACACCGGCAACACCGGCAACACAGGCAGCACCGGCAACACAGGCAGCACCGGCAACACAGGCAGCACCGGCGGCACUGGCAGCACCGGCAAUACGGGCAGCACUGGCAGCACGGGGAGCAGCAACAGCGGCAGCGGUAGCAGCAGCAGCAGUGGUUCGUCCUCCACCCAGUCACAGGGGCCAGCCUGCCACCCCUCCUCCCUCCCGGAAUACACCUGUUCCACCCAGCUCAGGCAAAACGCCUACAUUCUGCACUGGGCGGUCAACAAGGACAGCACAGUGAGCGUGGCAGCGCAAGUUGCCACCACGGGCUACAUCGGCAUUGGCUUCUCCAAAGACGGCCAGAUGAUCAACUCUGACGCAGCCAUUGGGAACGUGCCACCUGGCACGCUGGCCAAUGGGGCGUCGGUGGGGCCGUAUUACAUGAGCGGGCGUGACGUGGGGUCGGUGCAGCAAACCGACACGUGGAAGGUUACCGACACGUCGGUUACCACUGCAAAUGGAUACACUAUAAUCAAGUUCACGCGCAGCAUGGGCACGGGGCAUGUGCCCAUCAACCCACAUGGUCCCACCACCAUCAUCUGGGCCUACUCGCCUUAUGGCUCCACCACCCUCGCUUUCCACUCCAGCAACUACGGAUCAGCCUCGAUCGAUUUCAUCAAGGGCACGACCACAGCAGGCGAGGGCAGCAGCACAGCGGCGUACAUCGCCCACGGGGCUCUCCUCUCAAUCGCCUUCGCCCUCCUCAUGCCCCUCGCCAUCCUCCUCGCCCGCCUCCUCCUUGCCAACCGCCCCAACAGCACUCUCCUCAAGCUCCACCCCUGCUACAGGCCACUGGGGUUUCAGCUGCAUAGGGGCAUUCAGCUGUUUGCGCUCGUGGUCGCACUGUCAGGGACGGUGGUGAUCUUUGUUGUAUCAGGGUCCAAGGGGCUGAGCUGGACGCAUGGGAAGGUGGGGUUGGCGGCGGUGAUUCUUGCGCUGGCGCAGGCUGUUGUGGGGUUUGUGCGACCGGAUAAAACCGCUCCGAACCGCUUCAAGUGGCUUGUGGUGCAUAUCCUGGUUGGCGCUACAACCAUUGGGCUCGCGUGGGCGGCCAUGUUCCUGGGCAUCGAUCUCUACCACACCAAGUUCAUGCAAAAUGUUACGACUUCGUUGGUCACCGAAACGUCCGCCAUGGCUCUGGCUGCCGCACCUUCCGCUGCGUGGCGGCUCGCCGUCUCCAGCGCGCUGACCUCGGGAGUCACCGCCGGGUCGGGCGCCGAGAGCUCACGUUGCUGCGCCAAUGAUGCUUCAUUCGCUGCUCCGAGGAGUCUCUCCGCCACGCCCCGCGUGUCCCGCCUAGUUGCGCGCGCCAAGUUUCAGGGCUUCAACCAGUCGGUGGGGGAGGCGCAGGAGGCGGACGGCGCAGCCGUUGCGCCCGCGAGCGCGGAGGAGAACGGCGCAGCCGUUGCGGCCGCCGCGGAAGGAGCGGCAGAGGAGCGGAACGCGGGAGGACGCGACGACGACGUGCUCCCAACGGACCUGGACGGCGCUGUGCGCCAAGCAGGGGAAUCUGCGGCUUACUUCUGCAACGGAGGCGGCACCCGCGCCAUUGUGGAGCUGCUGGUGCCGGAUCUGGAGAUCAAGUCGGAUGAGGGCGCUCAGCAGCUGCUGUGGGACACCAGCCGCACCUUCCUCGAAUCUCUAAAGGGUCACCUCGAUUUCGAGAACGUGAGGGCCAUAUUCCCGGAUGCAGGCUCGGCAGCACUCCUCAAGAACCAGUGGCCCGACGCGCCGUUUGCCUUCUCCAGCCUGAUGGACCGCAAGCCAGUGCAGGAGCAGGACGAUGUGGUCGUGCUCAUCACCCCCGAGUACCAGCAGCUCAGCGUGGUCGAGUCCAUAGGCGGCAUGCUGGCCACAGAGGACGGCUUGACCCGCCCGCUGAUCAUGUAUAACCCGCGGCUGGUCAGCGGGGAUGUGGGCGUGGGGCUCAAUGUGCGGCGGCUGAGGGAGCGGUUUCUGUCGACGUUUACGACCGCCUUCUGCCUGCGCCCGCUGCCGGUGGGAGCAAUCUACCGGCGGUACCCCAACCCCUGGCAGUUGUACCUUGAUGACCCUAAUGAGCCUGGCCGAUACAUUCUGUUGCGGCAACAAGGGUCAAAACCAAACAUCGACGAUAUUGAG